Messenger RNA from Neoarius graeffei (lesser salmon catfish), 4174 nucleotides. Its product is annotated as matrin-3-like. The transcript is spliced from 22 exons. NCBI's taxonomy places the organism in Eukaryota, Metazoa, Chordata, Actinopteri, Siluriformes, Ariidae. Bases 218 to 3364 code for a protein of 1048 amino acids. Gene Ontology annotation, molecular function: nucleic acid binding; zinc ion binding. Gene Ontology annotation, cellular component: nucleus. The record is from RefSeq and is a predicted model, not a curated record.
AAGACUGGUUUCCGGUUUACUCCUGCGGGCUGAGUUUCUGUUAGCUGUGCUGCUAUGUUACAGUCACUAAAUUCAACAAGAGAACGGGAAAUGGCAUCUAGCUAGCCUCGCAAUUAUCAACACGCCCAUUUCAGAAUCCCCAUGUGAUGGUGUGUCCGACAUGAUUGCAUUUGCACCAGCAUCUCAACGAUUAUGUCUCAGUGAUGCCUGGAGGUGAAUGAUAGUCUGCAACUCAACCAGUAUCAACACCUCUUCCUUGAAAACUGCUCUUGCUGAUCAUCUGCUUCCUGUCCUGUUUUGUCCUCUGGAAAUCUGCAGCAUGUCUCAGAAAUACCCCUAUACUAACAUGGGGGAUGACUUUCGAUCGCAUCAAGACAUGUAUGCAGAUUCGUAUCAGAGACAGUCCAGUAUGUACCGGCCCAGCGUUAGAGCCUCGUAUCAGGAUCAAAAAUGCUCUACAACAUCUUCCAACAGAACGGUAGACUCUCCUGUCCUCAGUUCUGGGACGGCUUUGACAUUUCUUCACAGCUGUGGCCUGGAUUCAAGCGACAUUGCCCACCUUGCAGAACUUCCUGAGCAUCUCUUCACGGUUGAAACACUUUCCAAACAUCUAUUACAAAUCAAAGAACGUAAAUUGUCUGUGGCUUCAUCGACUAGGCCCAGCACAAGUCAGCCUCUUGACGAUACUGUGACUCGUGCCUGGGAGGGUCGCAGCCACACCAAACCUGUUGAGUAUCUGGUUGAUCAACCUGCUCUUCCAGAGCAAGGUCAAACCUGGCAAGACCGCUGGGGAAACCCUCCACGAACGAGCUCUUUACCCACCAGUACCAGCGGUUCCAACAGUAGAAGAAGCAGUGUCCCAGGCUACAGCAUCUCCAAGACCACUGACCCAUAUUGUGGUACCAGAAAAUCACCAGAGACCUCGUCACGAUCUUUUGUUGACCCCAGACCGAGGCCUUUGCUUUCUCUGAGAUUAGAGCCACCUAUUGUCAUGCCUUCUAGGAAGGAGGCUGCAGACUUCAAUUGCAAAAUUCCCCCGACUUUUCCUUACACGUGUGGUCUCUGUGGCAUUUCUGUCCAUUCUACAAAGGACUGGUUUGUGCAUGCUCGAGGUAGUGAGCAUGCUAAAGGUCAGCAUGAACUUGUGAAAAAGUACCCAAAGUGGGCACAGACUGUUGAAUCUGCAAGAAGUUUCAGGAAUGAAAGAACCGAAGUUUACAAGGUGCCAACCAGGAGGGAGGCCUCGGAUUUCAGUGGCAUCGUUCCCCCAGUUUUUCCUUACUUGUGUGUUCUCUGCAACAUCACUGUCUUUUCUGAAAAGGACUGGUCUGUACAUGUUACAAGUGGUCAGCAUGCUCAGAGCCAGCUGGAUCUUAUGGGAAAGUACCCCGAGUGGGAUGGGACUGUUCAGUCUUCUAGAAGAAAUGAUGGUCACGCCUCCACUGACAGAGAAGAUGAAACCUCGAGGGAAAAUACUUCAAACAAGAGGAUGCCACAAGCAAAAGAUGAACGGAGUUCUCGAGUUGUGAGCUUCACACCAUUACCUGCUGGAGAUGGCAUCACUUCAGAGUUGACUGCCAUUGCUAAACGUUUUGGAUCUGUCAAGAAAUCCUUGUUUCUGCCAAACCGGGGUUAUGUGGAAAUGACUUCUUUAGCUGAAGCUAAGAAACUGGUUGAACACUAUUCAGCCAGUCAGCUGAAAUUAAAAGGCAAAUUAAUUCAAGUCACCUUCUCUUCUGAAUAUAACACACUAAAAGAGGCAGAAGUUGGUGGCAAAACACAAUCCUGGAGCUCUCACACAUACAGGAGAUCUAGCCCAGGUAGGCACAGCAUUCAGAGGGACUCUCCUAGUCCCAGGAGAAGACGCUCUUCAGAAAGGACUCGAUCUAGCCCCAAAAGAAAACACUCCUCAGAGAGGACUCCUUCUAGCCCUAAGAGAAAGCGCUCAUCUGAGAGGACACACUCUUCUGGGAAUCGGCAAGAAGAUUCUCAAAAAUCCAAGGAGAGCUCUCGUACGUCCUCAAAUUCACACCACUCCUCAAGCUCUGCUGCUCCAAAAUCAGGUGCAGAUACAGAAGAAAAGAGACGUGUGAGCAAGAACUAUCUUGAAAGCACGGAUUCAGAUGGUGACCUUGAAGGGCUAGAAGUGAUGGCAGACGAUGGAGAAGAAUUGGUGCAUGACAUUUAUGAUUCUGAGCCCAUGAGAAGUGACCAGCAAAAUUUACUAUCCAAGCCAAUGGAUAUAACAAACGUUCACAUAGAGGAGCAAGUCAAGACUGAAGAUUUUCCAAAUGCCAACGUAUCAGAAGCAUCAGACAGUCUGGAGGAGGGCCAAAAUUUUGAAGAACAUGACAACCAGGAAAUAAAAGAGGAAGACCAUGACUUCCCCAGAAUUCUUGAAAAUUAUGUGACCUUAGAUGAAAUCAUGGAAGAAAAUUCUUCAGAUUGUCACGAAUCCAGUGAACCAAAGGCCUCAAUCCCAAAACCUGAGCAAAGUGAUCUCUCUGAAUCGCCUGAAGAAGAAAGUGCCAGCACAAGUGCAGAACACAAUGCCUCGGAGAACCUAGAUGUUGUUGAUCAGCCUAAAGAGGAACAGGACACGGAGAGCGUGACCGACAACCUCAAGGAGUAUGUUGAGGUGGCACUCGCAUCUGAUGCUGAGAAACUUGCAGCUGAUUAUAAAAAUCAAGAUAAUGUACCACAUGGUAACAUCUUGAAGAUUGAAGAGAAAUGCUGCCAUCUCCCAAAAGAGGGAUACAGACCCACAACCUCAGAAGAGAAACGGCUGGGUAAGAGGGAGCACUCGGAGAGAGCGGAAAGCCAGAGCAGGUCCUCAGCACAAACUUCCUCAGUGAAGGACGAGGAGCCCCCAUCCAAAAAAGCUAAAGAGGAGAAAGCUUUGAGUAUACUACAGAAGAAGAAAGAGGAGGAGGUCAAAACUGAGCCUUGUGAGAGGACAGCUGAAGUGAGCAAGGAGCAGACAGAGGAACACAAUACUGAUACGACAGCAACUCAGAAUGUGGAGCUCAAACCACUGAAGGUUGAGAGUGACCUUGAUCCUCCUACCGAGUCUUCAUCUGUUGCAUCUGCUGGUGUGUCUGAGAAGAGCCAAGAGCCGACUGAAGACCCCACGCCUCCCACGGAGUCUGUCAAAAAGCCUGAAACCACUAUAGAGGCUCUCGGUCCAUAUGAGCCAAACGUCCCAGUGGGUGUGGAGUUUGUGAAGACGGGCUACUACUGUAAAGUGUGCUUCCUUUUUUACUCCAAUGAAGACACUGCUAAAAAGGUUCACUGCAGUAGCCAGGCACACUACAAGAAACUCAAGAAACACUUGGAAAAGAAGGCCAAAGCACAGUCAUCAUGAGAGGAACUGAAAAUGGAGGAGGCAGGAGUGUAAUUGGUACUGUGCAGUAUUCGGCUGUGCACGAGCUUUAGUUUGCGUCUCCUUUUGGAUGAUUUUGAUUUUAGGUUGAUUCCAUCAUUUACUGUUUUCUUUCAUGUGUAUUAGAAAAGUUGCCCUAUUCUCAAUCGAAGAACAGACCCGUUUUUUAUGGCUGUUGGCUUGUGACUUUUUUUUUUUUUUAAUAUUAAAAACAUUCCUCAUGCUUAACUGUCUCUUGGUUGUGAUGAAUGAAUUAAUCUCUCCUAUCAUAAAUAUUUUUGCAUUGUUUUAUUCAUUUCAAUGGUUUUUUUUUUUUUUUUGGUCCCCCAGGAAAAGUUAGUGCAGAGCAGAUGACUGGUAAUUCACUUUCCUAUUAAGCGUUAACUGAAGUAUGCGAAAGUUUGGUUUUCAGGUCAGAUUAAAUGUUUCCUAAGGCUUUUACAAAUUUGUCUCAUUUUCUUGCAAGUAUUUGUUUUUCUUUGAAUUACUGGUCUGGAAUUUGUUUUUUCCAUGAUUGUGUUAAUAAAUACAUGAUUUAAUAAUUUAAGAUCAGUUAACUUUAAUGCAAUUUCUGUAAUUGUCUGUUCACUCAUGAUUUACAUGUGUCUGUUCCUUGUCUCGUGAUGAUGUUUUUCUCUUAUCUUGGGUAUUAUCUGUCUGGUCUAGUGUGUGUCGUUUGCAUAUUGACAUUACUAUAACAUCAGUAUAUAAACUGGCUGUGUCCAGCAUUUGUUUAUACUAAGAACCCCCAGGUUGUCUUUAUUGCAUGCAUUAAACCAUCUCUUUUUAUUA